UUUAUAAGCUUACACUACUGUACAAGUAGCGGGUUUUCUUCUAAAUAUAGUCAUAGAAAUGGAUAACUUUGUUGAAGAACUGAGACAAGAAAGGUGUCUGUCCACAGGAGAAACAGAGGAUGAGUCUGCAGCCAAUGUUCUGGUCCCAGAAAUUUAUUUGCCUUUACUGCCAAAACAUUUCAACCAUCCAACAAAUAUGGCUGUGAAAUCUUCAGAAUUUCAGAAGGUGAAAGAGGAUUGUUUAUGCUGUAUUCAAGAUGCUCUCUUACAAAGUCAGUGGCAGAGGGCUGCAGAAUUAAUGAUAAGCUACUUGGAAAUGCUGGAAAAUACAACUGCAGAAAAAAGGGUGACAGCUCAAGAGGAGAUCUGGAGAAUAGGAACUGAAAUCUUGCAGCAGCAUCCACAAAGUAAUAUAGAAGAGAUCAAUCAUUUUGCAGAUCGGAUGAAAAAUUUAGGAGUCAAAAGAUAUUUAAAGAUUUCUUUAGAGCAUGCCUUCCACCUUUUGUGCAGUGGAUUUCUGGAUGAAGCCUAUCAGAAUUUGAUCUUGGCUGAAAGUUGGCGAUAUGGAGAAGAAACUGUUGCUCAGGAAAAAGAGCUGAAACUCGUUCAAGCUUAUAAGGGAUUGAUAGGCUAUUAUAUGUGGUUAAAAAAGAAGACAGAGCUUUUGGAGCUGG
Messenger RNA from Protobothrops mucrosquamatus (brown spotted pit viper), 674 nucleotides. RefSeq names its product TATA box-binding protein-associated factor RNA polymerase I subunit A-like. NCBI's taxonomy places the organism in Eukaryota, Metazoa, Chordata, Lepidosauria, Squamata, Viperidae. The record is from RefSeq and is a predicted model, not a curated record. The annotation marks the transcript as partial. Gene Ontology annotation, biological process: transcription by RNA polymerase I. Gene Ontology annotation, cellular component: RNA polymerase I transcription regulator complex. The transcript is spliced from 4 exons.